CGGAGCAGCACACGGAGCGCACCAGUGUCGCGGUCUACGCGGCGCGGGGCACAACCACGCGGGACGCGGCGGACUUCUACGCGGCGGGAAGUGCUGCUGGUGACCAUCUUGGAGGAGGUAGUAGUACUAGUGGAGGCACGACGACGACGUCCAACAGCGCGUCUGGUCGAGGGGCGACUGCGGUGUCGAGCAGUAGCCGAGCGACGUCGACGUCGUCGGCAUCUGUUGCAGCCUCGGCCCCCGCUGGCGGGACGACCAGUGGAGGUGCGUCGAAGAGCAGUACGAAGGCCAGCACUAUCAAAAUGAAAGAUCCCGCCUCCCCAUAUUCAAAAAAAAAUCAUCUGAUGCUGGAUCUGCGUACACAAAUGUUGAGCUCUAUGUUGCAGUAAGGGACCACAGCAGGCAGUAGAGCCUCGGCCCGUUUAGGCCAUUCGCGGGGUCUAGUUUUUCAGCAUGACAAAGAACUCCACCGCUGUAGUCCCAGCAUACUGCGUACUUAUGCGGCGCACACCUCUCCUGCGCGUGCCUAGUCUUGCAACACAAAGCUGAUUAUUUGUGGCCACAAAUCCGCAUGACAGAUUCGCACUCUGAGUAUUGGGAGAGCAGGGAGUGUUUCCUCACAAUAAGCACCAGCAGUUCUUCUUCAUCCACGUCGCGGAGUGCGGCAGCGGAGGUCCCGGCCAGUUUGGAAGAGCCCGCGGCGCACCGCUUUCGCGGGGUCCGACUGCGGGGCGAGGUGAUGCGUAGCAUUUUAGCCGCGUCGAGCCGGCGCGCGGGGGCAGCAGCUGCAGCGGAAGACGGAAGUAGAACUGGAAAAGAUUCUGCUAGAAUGAAAAGUACGUCCGACGGGGGAAAAAUCAAGAAAGCCAGGAGAAAGAAGUCACGUUGCGAGGCCACAGCCGCUACAGCAUCCUCUUCUUCGGGCCUUGUUGGCACCAAUACUCCUGCGUCGAACAACUCGGUCAGUCAAUUCGACCCGCCGGCCCGCCGGAGUGGCGUGUUGUCGCACGUAGGUCCUCCCCCUCCUGCUGCCGCGCCAACAAGUUGUAGUACUACAUCAGCGGCCCCCUCCACCACGACCACGGCCGGUCUUCACAAGCCCCCACCGCAACUCCCGAGCCAGCUCCCGCCCCAACUGCCCCCCGCCAUGGCCCCAGCCGUCCCGACCGGGCAGAGCCGGCCGUCCUGGACCGCGGUGAAGCCGAAGAGCGGCGCGUCUCCGGCCUUCAGCUCGACGUCGCCCUCCUCGCCCCCGCUCCCGCCGCCACUCCCGCCCGCCCUCGGGCCGCCUCCGCUGACCGACCGACCCGGCGGGUCGUUGUUUCCGCC
Amoebophrya sp. A120 is the source of this 1329-nucleotide messenger RNA. The record is from the annotation of a GenBank genome assembly. Lineage: Eukaryota; Dinophyceae; Syndiniales; Amoebophryaceae.